This is a messenger RNA of Cucurbita pepo subsp. pepo (vegetable marrow), 396 nucleotides long. Lineage: Eukaryota; Viridiplantae; Streptophyta; Magnoliopsida; Cucurbitales; Cucurbitaceae. The record is from RefSeq and is a predicted model, not a curated record.
GAAAGACAUUGCAGUCGAUCACCUUACUUUAUACCCUUCUUUGUCAAGGGUUCGAUGGAAAGCCAAUGGUUAAAAAGGCUAUCAUUGUUACACCUACCAGUCUUGUGAGUAAUUGGGAGGCUGAAAUUAAGAAGUGGGUUGGAGAAAGGGUUCACCUUAUUGCUCUCUGUGAAAGUUCCAGAGAGGAUGUUGUCACUAGCAUCGACAACUUUGUACAUCCCAAGAGUACUUCACAGGUGCUGAUUAUUUCAUAUGAGAAAUUUCGUAUGCAUUCAUCGAAGUUCAGCCAAAGUGAAUCAUGUGAUUUAAUCAUAUGUGAUGAAGCUCACCGAUUGAAGAAUGAUCAAACAUUGACAAAUCGGGCGUAGGAUUUUGUUAUCAGGAACUCCAAUGCAG